AUGUCGAGCAUGAGACAAAGAGCUAUACAACAUCGUCUUGCAUUGAUGAAGCAUCACAGAGAGCUCCUCUCCUCUCAUAAGUUCUUUCACUACACACUCCGAGCAGAAAGAGAGAAAUUGCAGACUGUAAAGAAGGAUUUCGCGAAAACUGAAAAUGAAUUGAAGUUCCUCCAGAGUGUUGGCCAAUUCGUUGGUGAUGUUCUAAUGCCUCUUGACAAUGAACGCUUUAUAGUUAAAGUGUGUGGUAGACGAAGAUGUGUUGUUGGCUGUAGUAAUAAGGUGGUCAAGGAGAAGCUAACUGCAGGAACUCGGAUUGUGCUGGAAAUGACUACGCUAACCAUUAUGAGGAUUCUUCCUCGCAAAGUUGACCUGUUUGUGUAUAAUAUGCUUCGUAAAUAUCCAGUACAUGUUAGUUACUCUGUAGUUGGGGGGCUUUCAGAUCAGAUUCGAGAACUCAGGGAAUCAAUUGAGCUGCCUCUAAUGAAUCCUGAGCUUUUUCUUAGGGUUGGAAUCAAACCCCCUAAGGGUGUUCUUCUUUAUGGACCUCCUGGAACUGGGAAGACAUUAUUAGCAAGAGUAAUUGCCAGCAAUAUAGAUGUUAAAUUCUUAAAGGUUGUAGCUAGUGCUAUAAAUGUUAAGUAUGUUGGUGAAGGCGCAAGACUGAUUAGGGAAAUGUUUCGAUAUGCUCGCGAUCAUCAGCCUUGCAUCAUAUUCAUGGAUGAGAUUGAUGCUAUUUGUGGACGGCGCUUGCGUAAGGGCACAGGUGUUGAUCGUGAAAUUCAAAGAACCCUCAUGGAGCUGCUUAACCAGCUGGAUGGAUUUGAUCAGCUUGGACAGGUUAAAAUCAUUAUGGCUACAAAUAGGCCAGAUAUUCUUGAUCCAGCCCUUCUUCGCCGUAGUCGUCUUGAUCGGAAAAUUAAAAUUCCAUUACCAAAUGAACAGUCAAGGAUGGAAAUCCUCAAAAUCCAUGCUGCUGGAGUUGCAAAACAUGGUGAAAUUGACUAUGAAGCAGUUGUUAAGCUUGCUGAGGGGUUCAAUGGUGCUGAUCUUCGUAAUGUUUGCACUGAAGCUGGGAUGGCUGCAAUUCGUGCAGAACGUGAUUAUGUAAUUCAUGAAGAUUUCAUGAAGGGUGUCCGUAAAUUGAACGAGGCAAAGAAACUGGAAUCAAGCGCCCAUUAUAAUGCAGAUUUCGGGAAAUAUUAAAAGUCAAUUUGUUGUUGGCACAUCUGCU
This is a messenger RNA of Gastrolobium bilobum, 1231 nucleotides long. Its product is annotated as 26S proteasome regulatory subunit 10B homolog A-like. Gene Ontology annotation, molecular function: proteasome-activating activity; ATP hydrolysis activity; ATP binding. The record is from RefSeq and is a predicted model, not a curated record. The coding region runs from base 1 to 1203 and encodes 400 amino acids. The transcript is spliced from 10 exons. Gene Ontology annotation, biological process: positive regulation of RNA polymerase II transcription preinitiation complex assembly. NCBI's taxonomy places the organism in Eukaryota, Viridiplantae, Streptophyta, Magnoliopsida, Fabales, Fabaceae. Gene Ontology annotation, cellular component: cytosolic proteasome complex; proteasome regulatory particle, base subcomplex.